GAGGAGUUUGGAUACAACGCUGAAACCCAAAAGCUGUUGUCCAAAAACGGAGAGACGCUGCUGGCUGCCAUCAACUUCUUCAUCUCCAGUGUGAACACGCUCGUGGACAAAACAAUCGAAGACACCAUGAUCAAUAUCAAACAGUAUGAAGCUGCAAGGGUUGAGUAUGAUGCAUACCGUACAGAUCUGGAGGAGCUGAAUCUGGGGCCGCGUGACGCCAACACCGUGCCGAAGAUCGAGGUGUCUCAGCAGCAGUUCCAGACCCACCGCGAGAAAUACGAGAGGAUGCGAAACGACGUCUCCGUUAAGCUGAAGUUCCUGGAGGAGAACAAGGUGAAAGUUCUGCAUAAUCAGCUCAUCCUGUUCCACAAUGCCAUCGCUGCAUACUAUGCUGGAAAUCAACAGCAGCUGGAACAGACACUCAAGCAGUUCCACAUCAAGUUGAAAAUGCCAGGCGAGGACAGUCCAUCUUGGCUGGAAGAGCACUAAUCAUUCCUUUUCGGCUCCAUUUGACAGGACAUGUCAAAUUUACAGAGAAACUACAGGAGCUUUCUUCCCUCUUUAAUGCUAUUCUCGCUGCUUUUCGAACUUUGAGAACUGUAAAUGAAAAUAAUGCAAAAACGGAA
Messenger RNA from Haplochromis burtoni (Burton's mouthbrooder), 626 nucleotides. Its product is annotated as arfaptin-1. Gene Ontology annotation, molecular function: phospholipid binding; protein domain specific binding. NCBI's taxonomy places the organism in Eukaryota, Metazoa, Chordata, Actinopteri, Cichliformes, Cichlidae. Gene Ontology annotation, biological process: regulation of Arp2/3 complex-mediated actin nucleation; intracellular protein transport. The record is from RefSeq and is a predicted model, not a curated record. Gene Ontology annotation, cellular component: trans-Golgi network membrane.